Molecule: messenger RNA, 1024 nt
Organism: Trichoderma virens Gv29-8
Lineage: Eukaryota; Fungi; Ascomycota; Sordariomycetes; Hypocreales; Hypocreaceae
Exons: 1
Coding region: 43-747 (234 amino acids)
Source: RefSeq, a predicted model, not a curated record
CUUGCUGGUUGAAACUUACCAAGCGAUAACACCACAAACACCAUGGCUUCCACAAACGGCCCAUCAAACUUCGUCCCAGAACAGCUGUUUCAUACUGUUCUCACAGUAAUCGACUACUCCCACGAUUCAUCCGGCGCCAACCGCACAUUAUUCGUCCUCAAAACCCACGGCACCCUCGCCGCCGCAAAGAAGUACGCCAGCCACGCCCUAGAAGCCGUCAACUUCACAGUCGAAGACUUUGAAGUUUAUCGCAUCCGCGCUGAGGAAGACCCAGCCAAGGCCUGGACUCACGGCGACGGCGUGCUGGUUUUCGCUCGCGCCUUUGAUGGACAGGAGUUUCUCGUGGGAAUUGACACUACCCCAAACAAUGAAUCUUUGCCUGCAACUCCGGAUGGAGAAUUAAAGCUGCCCGAGGGCGCAAAGUUCCUGCACUACGUCCUGCAGAUCACGGUGGAUUACAACGCUGAUCGUAGCGGAAGCUCGCAGAGCACAGAAAUUGAAGGCACAUAUGUCCAUCGUGCGGAUGCAUGGACGGCGGCGCAUGUAUCUCUCGAUCCAACGGAAUUUGCAGAGUUUGAUCGUCGGGGUGACGCACAGUUCAUUGAGCAAUGGCCCUUUGGCGAAGAUGUUGCAGUUCAUGCCGUUUCUGAGACUGGGCAAAACUAUUUCAUUGCGGUGAAAAGCCCCCCCGAGAAGAAACACGAGGUGAAACAUCACCAUCACAAGCAUCACGCGUUGAAAAAGUAAGGGAUUAUGUUGUAUGGAUUUGAGUCGUGGGAAUUCUUUAUCGUAAAUGAGCUGCACUGUGAUUUCCAGACGCUCCUUGAUUAACUUAUAACCUGUACGAUAUUUAUUUUAGUUCAUUAGGAUGCAGAUCCAAUAACUACAUACGGUGGUAAUACAAAAGUCAAGAUGAAUCCCACAGCGCGCCAUUGCAGAGCUAAGAAGAUUUGCAUCUGACACUCCAUAGCAUAUAUAUCAAUUUGUGACAGAAGAAAUCAAAGUUAAAGGUAUAUACUAUUUC